AUGGGCUCAGGAAUACUCACGCCAGUAUCAUGGCCUGAGCCGGAGUGGACUCCCGAGCGACAUCAACGCUACCUCUCGCAUAUAACACGGAUCACGGCAUCUGUUGGCAUACCUCUCUCUUGGAUUGAGAAUCCGCAUUGGUUACGUUUCUCAGAGGUCAAACUCUAUCGUUCUCAGGCAAUCGCUGUGACUGUGAAGUCAGCAGCCACAGUGCAAGCUGACGGUUGGACAGGGGUGAAUAAUCAUCACCUAAUUGCGUUCAUGUUGGCUGCAAAUCGAGAGACACACACAGUCAAGGUUUUCGAUGUCUCGAGCGAACGCAAGACUGCCGAAAACUUCUUCAAGUUGAUCGAGUCAGCAUUCGACACGAUACAUCAGGAUUGGCAGGUAGAGAUAGUUGCAUUCACAUCGGAUGCCUCUGGUGAAUCACGCAAGGCUCGCGCUGUCCUUCAUCGCAAGUACCCUAUUCUCAUUGUUCUCGACUGCUAUGCUCACCAGAUCAACCUCGUAGUUGGAGAUUACUUCAAGCUGGGAUCAUCUGUUGUGUUCUUUGUCUGGGCAGAACAUGCCGAUGACCUGAUUGCAUGGCUGCGCAAGCGGACAUACAUUCUGGGGAUUCUUCGUGAUGUACAAAUCUCCCUCGGAAAGACACCUCUAACCGUAAUCCGUGCUGUUAUCACCCGUUGGACCGCACACUAUCUUGCCUACCGUCGCCUUCUCGAGCUACAGCCAACAAUAUCUUGGGUCAUUCAAGAUGAUGAAGCUCGUGGUCAGGAAUCACGCUUUAUUGCCGGCACAAAGCAGGCAGCAAGGACAAAGGGCAAUGAGAUGGUGAAGCUCAUGAAGAACAGUGUUUUCUGGGAGUCAAUCGCAUGCAUCAAGCGUCACCUAGAGCCGCUUGCAAUUGCCGCAAAUAUUGCACAAGCAGCACAUUGCCGCCUUGAUCAAGUACUUGUCAUCUUCGGAUACCUUUACCAUCAGUACAAUAAGCUGGAUCAGACUGAUGAGUCUGAAAAUGCGGUUCGCAAGGCAUUGCAGCAAAGCCUCGAAACGCGCUGGAAGAAGGCCGAUCAAGACAUCUUCAUUGCCGCUGUUAUCCUCAAUCCACUCUACAGGUUGAAGGCUUUUGCACCGCUACCAGCCUUGACCCGUGCUGGAGUCACUAUUCUCAUUGAACGUCUUUGGCAGCGCUUCUAUCCAGGUCAGACAGCCAAUGAUCUACUGCAGGAGCUAAGGGAUUACCUAGAUGACAAGGGGCGCUACUCCGGACUCACCUUGUAUGAACGCCUCAAACGGCAUUUUGGUGCACCUCGACAAAACAAUGUCACAGGUACCGAAGCCAGUACAAGUACAGUGAGUGCUCCGAGUUGUGAGUCGAACAAUGCUGACAAUAGAGAAGCCUGGACAAACAGGUACGAGUUCGAGCGGAUCGUUGGGGACCAUACAAAUGCGGUCGAUCAAGAUGUGGAUGAGGAGCCGAUCACUUUAUCUGGCUGCCUCUCUGUGUCGUUGAGUGAUCUAUUUGACUUCGAGGGUACUCAGUGGGGUGCGAUGAUUGAAACAGAGGCUCAGAGAGGCCUGCAGGAUGAGCUCGAGUUGCAUGAGCUUCUCAACUUCGGUGCAGAGAGUGGUACCGACUUAGAUGCGAGUGCCGAGUCUCUGCUCACAGAAUAA
Messenger RNA from Postia placenta MAD-698-R-SB12, 1674 nucleotides. RefSeq lists its product as hypothetical. The coding region runs from base 1 to 1674 and encodes 557 amino acids. NCBI's taxonomy places the organism in Eukaryota, Fungi, Basidiomycota, Agaricomycetes, Polyporales, Adustoporiaceae. The transcript is spliced from 7 exons. The record is from RefSeq and is a predicted model, not a curated record.